AAGCACUGUCAAGUGUCACCCUUUCCCUGUUUUUCAUUUUUUCAAGAAAAUUUCAAAUACGAGAAACUUGUUGCUAUUUUAUGAUUUAUUAAAUAACAUUGUUAAUACUGAUUGAGUAGAGUUAUCAAAUUGGAAAUUGGUCUGGAAAACCGUUCACUGUGCCAUGUCACACAUAUCCGACUUAUUUGGUGUAGUUAGAGGUCUCCGUCAGGUGAUAGAAGCAGGGAUGAAAUUGCAGCAAGAGAGCGCUAGACUAAUAUGGAAUAACUGUAGCAUCAAGCAGCCUCUUCAGAAUUGCACAACUAACCCACUAUCAGCUUACAAACCUAACUCUGAAAAUAUGGGUGAUGUAUUGGACAGAACUAUGGUGGUUAUCCAUGGUGUCAGACAAUAUGUUAAUAUGUAUAAAUCUAAUUUGAAUGGCAAUACAGAGAAAGCUGUUAUUAUGGAUCCACAAUUAGAAGAAGACGUUGAAAAUCUAAACAGGCAGUUUGAUGAAACUUUUGAAAGCUUGAAACUGGCACAGAAGAAAAUUGUUUUCUCUGCUAUUCCUACUCCUGUUGAGGUACUUGUUGGUGGAAGUAAGAGUGAUUCUGAAGACAAAACAAUGUCUCUUAAAGAGGAUAUUGUUAAAAAUCCUGUUGCUUCUCUGCCCAAUGUAGAAGCCAGUACCAGUAAUGCAGUUCCUAAGCCAAUUGCUAAGAAGAAAUUAAAACUAAGUGCAGAUUCAAAGGCCCGAGAAGUUCCAUCGUCACGUAUAAGUAGAAUGAUGUCCUUUGGUACCCUCGCAGCUGGCCUUGGCGUGGGGACAGUGGCCCAGUAUGCCCGUAAUACUAUACAGUCUGUCACAGGACGAGUGGAUGAGUCGUCUACUUUAUUCCUAUCACCGGCUAAUGCUGAAAGGAUUGUUGAUACCCUUUGUAAAGUAAGAGGUGCAGCAUUAAAGCUUGGCCAGCUUUUGAGUAUCCAGGAUGAAUCUGUGAUACCAUCACAGUUACAGCACAUAUUUGAUCGUGUUCGCCAGUCAGCAGACUUUAUGCCAUCGUGGCAAGUUGAGAAGGUCAUGGUGUCACAACUUGGGCCGAACUGGAGAGAGAGGUUACAGCAUUUUGAAGAGUUGCCCUUUGCUGCAGCUUCCAUUGGCCAAGUACAUCUAGCAGUUCUGCAUAAUGGUCAAGAGGUUGCUAUGAAAAUUCAGUAUCCAGGUGUGGCUAAGGGCAUCAAUAGUGACAUAGACAAUCUUGUUGGAGUCCUUAAAGUGUGGAAUAUGUUUCCGAAGGGUAUGUUUAUUGACAACGUGGUUGAGGUGGCAAAGAAGGAAUUGUCAUGGGAAGUUGACUACAUACGUGAGGCUGAAUGCACGCGAAUGUUCAAGAAGCUUCUAGAACCAUACCCUGAAUACUAUGUUCCAGCUGUCAUAGAUGAACUAUGCUCCUCAGAGGUAUUAACCACUGAGCUAGUAGAGGGUACACCAAUAGAGAAACUCUUCGACGCGCCUUACGAGGUCAGAUAUGACAUCGCAUACAAGAUAAUGCAUCUUUGCCUACGGGAGAUGUUUGUAUUACGAUGUAUGCAAACCGAUCCAAAUUGGGCGAACUUCUUCUAUAACACCAAUACUAAACAGGUAGUGUUACUGGACUUCGGAGCAACUCGUCAGUAUUCCAAAGAGUUUAUGGAUCAAUAUAUCGAAAUAAUAAGAGCGGCAUCCGACGGUGACCGAGACGCCAUCUUGAUGAAAUCACUCGAAAUGAAAUUUUUGACAGGAUACGAGUCAAAGGUAAUGGAAGAGACUCACGUCGACACUGUGCUCAUAAUGGGAGAGGUAUUCACUAGGAAAGGUACCGGUGAGUUCGACUUCGGUGCCCAAAACACGACGAGGCGCAUCCAAGCUGUCGUCCCAACGAUCUUGUCCCAUAGACUUUGCCCUCCGCCAGAGGAAAUUUACUCUUUACACAGGAAACUGUCCGGUGUCUUCCUUCUGUGUUCGAAACUGAAAGUCAAAUUGAACUGUCGGUCUAUGUUCGAAGAGAUAUACCAGCAGUAUAGAACAUUGCCGUAAUUUAAAGUGAAUAUUGCUCUAUACUAUAGCCUUUGAUGUGUACUAAUUACCAAUAAACAAAUUAAAAAUGAGGGUAUAAAUAGUCAUUUCACACCUAAUAAUAAUUAUAAUUAACUUGUUAUUAAAUUAAUGAAAAUAAGUUUGAUUAAUAAGCUUAAAACAAUUAGAUAUGGUUAAUAUAUUUUAUAAACAAACCAUACAUUUAAUUUAAAAUAAAUAAGUUAUGGAAUGAUAUGAGCUUUCUGCUUUCAUUUCUAAUUUCUUUGUUGAUAAUAGUAAGAGAGUUUUUGCAGUUACUCGAGCGCGGCAGAUAAAUAUAAGGGUCUAUACCUUGCACGUUGUUGAGUACCUCCACCAAAUAUGAGCUCAUAAUAUUGGUGGGUACAUAUUAUGAGGUACAUAAUAUGUACCCAUUGGUGGGUACAUUUAGGACAACCAAAAAAAAUAACUUUGAAAAUACUCAAACAGCACUUCAGAUUAACUAACAGAUUUACUAGCCACGAGCGCGAUAAAUUUUUUACUUAUAUUGUGUGAAAUAAUCUCCUGAAUAAUCGCUCAUGACGAUUUCAGUAAGCCAAAGUAAAAAAAAAGAAUGUUUUUAAAGUCUGUAGUUUUUUUUCCACCGUAAAAUUCGAAAAAAGUAUAUGACCAAUAUUCUUUCAAUCACUUAAUCUACCAAAUGCAAUAGUUCCCCAUGACGCUUUAGUAACUGCAAAUUUAGCAUCUCGGGGUCCCCUACUAUAAACAGUACUCAUCAAGAAAGGCUAUAGUAUAGAUACAGAUAAGUUAGCCCGCAUUGCAUCAUCACUUACCAUUUGGCCUAUUAUGUAUCUCAGUGUAACCACAGAUUAAGAAUAAUAGGCAGAUGGAGUGCACGGAACGCGACGGUGUCGUAGCCGCUCUAAAUACACAAUUCAAAAACUAAUACAUUCUCGAGUCAGUACGACACGAAGCGCAUCAGUAAUUUUCAAUAGUAUUCAAGAAAAAUGUCUUAUGUUUUUAAAUAUUUUAAGAAAAAAAAAAUAAGAUGGAGUAUUUUUUAUUGGUAAUUAUUGAUUAUUUUAUUAAUUUACGUAAUUGUUGUUAGUGUUAAAUUUUUAAAUACAAAUUAUGAAAAACAAUUGUAUUUUUUUCAUGGGUUUCACCGGCUUCACCACGCUGCUUGUAAAGACUCACUCUAUAUCGUCUUUACCAUUUAAAUAAAGAGUCACUACUUCGUUUUUCAUCGUAUUUUCGUUAUUUCAAUCAUCUAACAUUGUGUUUUCAAUGAAAUGAAAUAUUUAUCGUCAUUUUACGUAAUGUGACAGUUUUUAAGUAGUGAUAGUAGCAAGCAGUAACUUUAUUUUAAGGAGAAACCACUAUUUACGUGAUUUUGUUAAAAUAUACAUGUUAGAUGAUCGUAAAAACAAAAUAUUACUGCCACUUGAUGUAAAAUGGCGUCAUAAUCAUCUCCUUACCCUUAUCCCACUUAAGUGGGGUCGGAAAAAUAUGUCAAUCUUUUCCAUUCUUCUCUAUUACUCGUCAACUCAUCAUCCACUCCCUCAGACCAAUUAUAGAAGGAACUGUAUAGCACUCAUAGUCACAAACAAAAUUGUCUGUCAUUUUCUGAGGAAAACGAGCUUAGAUUUGGUAUAUAUCAUAUACUAAAUUAGAAGAUUUUGCCCGAUUUUUACACAAUUCAAUUACACAAAAAGGUAUUUUUACGGAGCUCUUUAACCGACGAACACGAUUACAACUAUUUAACAUCGAUUCUAUAGAGACAGUUUUUAUAAUCGCAUUAGAUCGUUGAUCAUAUACUUUGACAGAAAAGUAACGUCUAGCGAGGCAGGUCCUAUACAAUAAUUGGUCUGAGUCCACUCCUUUUACACACAUGUCCUCUUUCACAUAAUCCAACCAUCUCUUCUUUGGCCUUUCUCUCCUCUUAUGUCCUUCCAUUGAUGUAAAAUGGCGUAGUGAAGAUAAUUUUGAUGAAAUAAUUAAAUUAUCACAUAAAACAAAAUCGAUGUUAAACCAUGUAGUGAAUUAUUAUUUGAAUAAUACCCCGAGAUACAUAAUAACCCUGCAUGUGAGAUUGUAGUCAAGGGCUAACUUGUAAGCAUAAAAAAGAAAAAAACAAAAGAAAUGAAAGAAAGAGAGGUUCUUUCAUUGCUUGCUUUUCUCACUACACCUAUAGC
Molecule: messenger RNA, 4233 nt
Organism: Bicyclus anynana (squinting bush brown)
Lineage: Eukaryota; Metazoa; Arthropoda; Insecta; Lepidoptera; Nymphalidae
Gene: Coq8
Product: atypical kinase COQ8A, mitochondrial
Exons: 9
Coding region: 164-2059 (631 amino acids)
Biological process (GO): ubiquinone biosynthetic process
Cellular component (GO): extrinsic component of mitochondrial inner membrane
Molecular function (GO): kinase activity
Source: RefSeq, a predicted model, not a curated record